AUGGCCAACUCUCCCCACGGCGGUGUCCUCAAGAACCUUAUUGCACGAGAUGAACAUAUUUCAGAUCAGCUCAAGGAGGAGUCUCUGACACUUCCGUAUCUCAUUCUGACAGAGCGUCAAUUAUGUGAUCUAGAACUUAUCACCAACGGAGGAUUCAGCCCACUUGAAGGCUUCUUAAACGAAGCCGAUUAUAAAAAUGUCGUUGACAAUCUUCGCCUUGCGAAUGGCGUUCUUUUCCCCAUCCCUGUUACUCUCGAUGUUUCCCAGGACGAUAUUGAUCGACUUUCGAUCGCCCCUGGAAGUCGUGUCGCAUUGCUGGAUCCUCGCGACGAAGAAGCGCUCGCUAUCAUUACAGUGGAAGACAUUUAUACACCGGAUAGGGUCAAAGAAGCCAUUCAGGUGUUUGGCGCCGAUGACCCAGCACACCCAUCUGUGGCAUAUCUCCGAAGCAAAGUGAAGGAAUUUUAUGUUGGAGGGAAACUGCAGGCAAUCAAGGCACCUACGCACUUCGACUAUGUUGCUCUAAGAUAUACCCCUACGGAGCUUCGUGCACACUUCAAAAAACUUGCCUGGAGAAAAGUUGUUGCGUUCCAAACACGUAAUCCAAUGCAUCGCGCGCACCGGGAACUCACCGUUCGAGCCGCGCGACAGCGACAGGCCAACGUUCUCAUACACCCUGUAGUCGGAUUGACGAAACCUGGAGACGUCGAUCAUUAUACCCGGGUUCGUGUCUACGAGGCUAUCAUGCAAAAAUAUCCGAAUGGAAUGGGCCAACUUGCUCUUUUGCCGUUGGCCAUGCGUAUGGCUGGACCGCGUGAAGCUGUCUGGCAUGCAAUCAUCCGCAAAAAUUAUGGGGCCACUCAUUUUAUCGUCGGCCGCGAUCAUGCAGGACCUGGAAAAAACUCUCAAGGAAAAGACUUCUACGGCCCAUACGACGCUCAAGAUCUUGUCAUAAAGUAUCAUGACGAACUACAAAUCGAGAUGGUGCCGUUCCAACAAAUGACCUACCUGCCUUCCACCGAUGAUUAUCAGCCCAUUGACGAGGUUCCCAAAGGUGUUCAAACCCUAGACAUCUCUGGCACAGAACUUCGCAAACGACUACGAUCUGGUGCUCCAAUUCCAGAUUGGUUCAGUUAUGAUGCCGUGGUAAAAGUUCUCAGAGAAAGCUACCCUCCACGAAACAAACAAGGCUUUGUAUUGUUCCUUACUGGUCUCCAUAACUCUGGGAAAGACGCAAUUGCAAAAGCCUUGCAGGUAACGCUGCACCAACAAGGAGGGCGAAGCGUCUCCCUCUUGUUGGGUGAUACAAUCCGUCAAGAACUUGGUUCUGAAACCGGUUUCUCGGCCGAUGAUCGCCACGAAAAUAUCCAUCGUAUCGCAUUCGUAUCCGCUGAGCUCAGUCGGGCGGGCGCCGCUGUGAUUGCAGCUCCCACCGCUCCGCAAGACCGUACGCGACAGCUGGCUCGUGAUACGGUGCAACAAUCUGGCGGCUCUGGAGGGAAUUUCUUCUUGAUUCACGUCGCGACACCCUUAGAGCAUUGUGAAAAGACCGAUCGCCACGGUUUGUACUCACGGGCUCGGCGAGGCGAUAUCAAAGGAUUUGCGGGUGUGGAUGAGCCAUACGAGACGCCCGAGGAUGCUGAUUUGACGGUUGAUGUAACGCAACAAAGUAUAUCUGAGAUAGUCCACAGUAUCGUCUUGUUAUUAGAGACCAAUUCACUAUUGUAG
This is a messenger RNA of Psilocybe cubensis, 1728 nucleotides long. RefSeq lists its product as uncharacterized. The record is from RefSeq and is a predicted model, not a curated record. Gene Ontology annotation, molecular function: ATP binding; adenylylsulfate kinase activity; sulfate adenylyltransferase (ATP) activity. Gene Ontology annotation, biological process: sulfur amino acid metabolic process. The transcript is spliced from 9 exons. Lineage: Eukaryota; Fungi; Basidiomycota; Agaricomycetes; Agaricales; Agrocybaceae. Bases 1 to 1728 code for a protein of 575 amino acids. Gene Ontology annotation, cellular component: cytoplasm.